GUAUUAUGAGGUCAGCGCGCGGGAGGACGUGCUCUGUGACGUAACCCUCCGGACAGCUCCAGUUUCUUCCAAUCUAGACAUAAGGGGGGGGGGCAGGGGGAGCGGCCAGGGAGAGAGCUGGCAGUUGGUUUCUCCUGUCCGGGAGGAGGAGAAAAAGGAAGGAGAAAGGAGGAAAGACCCGGAUGCCGCUGCUGUGUGAGGCGGAGCGGGCCAAAGAAGGAAGGAGUUGUUUCGCACGGCGGCAGCGGUUGAUUGGGACGGCGGAGAAGGCGCCGGAGAGCUCCGGGUCCCCUCAGGUCGCCACCCACAAGAUAAAGGUGGAGGGGCUGGCUGUGUCGCGGUCGAGUGCGGUGUGAGGCGGCGGCGGCGCCGUGUUUGUCUCAGGCAGCGAGAAGCACUGAGGCGAGGCGAGGGGCGAUGCUAUCGGUGUACGGGGUGCUGUUGUCGGCUCUGCUCGGCUCCUGCCUCACGCUGCUGCUCCAGCUCUUACUGCUCUAUCGGAAGAAGCCCGAACCCUCCGAGGAGCCGUCCGAGCCGCCCAACUCCUCCACCAGCCCCUUCACCACCAGAGUGCUGCCCGACUACAGCCUCAGGGAGUAUUUCGCCGGCUACGUCGGGCAUGGGCACGAGGCCCCUUCGACGGGGAGCUCGACUCCCAACCAGUCCCCUUCGCGAUCCGAGCAGGGCUCCAGACAUCAGUUGCCCGUGCAGCCCCAGGAGCCCUUGGUGGAAUCCACUGAGGAGACCCUCUAUUGGCUCAAUGCCAUCUGCCUCUUUCUCUUUCGAGAGCUCAGGGACACUUCCCUGGUUAGGCACUGGGUCACCAGGAAGAUCAAGGUAGAAUUUGAAGAGCUGCUCCAGACAAAAAUGACAGGCAAGGUGCUCGAAGGUCUCAGCCUGCGGGAUGUCUGUCUGGGUGACGAGGUGCCCGUCCUCAAGAACAUCAAGCUCCUGCGGCCGGUGGUCUGUAACGAGGAAAGCUGUCCCGAGGAGCUGGACUUUGAAGUCGAUAUCGAGUACAGCGGUGGCUUCCACUUGGCCAUUGAUGCCGACCUGGUCUUUGGCAAGUCAGCCUCUCUCUUUGUCAAGAUCUCCAAAGUAGUGGGUCGGUUAAGACUGGUCUUUACCCGGUUGCCUUUCACUCACUGGUCCUUCAGCUUUGUGGAUGAACCUGUCAUCGGCUUUGAUGUCAAGUCCCAAUUUGAAGGACGGCCCCUGCCACAACUUACUUCCAUCAUUGUCAAUCAGUUCAAGAAGGUUAUUAGGCGCAAGCAUACCUUGCCUCACUAUAAAAUCAGAUUCAAGCCAUUCUUUCCAUUUCAAGUUGUGCCACGAGAAGAGUAUAGAGACCGUAAUCUCAGUAUACAAAAUUUCUCACUGACGGAAGGCCGACUGAAAGUUUCCUUAAUAGAAUGUUCAAGAUUGCUUAUUUUUGGAUCUUAUCAAAGGGAAACAACAGUUCAUUGUACAUUUGAACUUAGCAGCAAUGUCUGGGAAGAAAAAGAAAGAACUUCCAUCAAGAUGGCAGAACUAAUUAAAGGAAACAUGCAAAGCGUUGGACUCACUCUCCGCCAAGUACAUGCUAAAGAGGGAGAAGCAGGACAUGUUGUUAUUGAGAGUGUCACUCCAAAUUCACCUGCUGCAGCUGCUGAUCUACAAAGAGGAGAUAGGCUUAUAUCUAUUGGAGGAGUUAAAAUUACAUCAUCGAUUCAAGUGCUAAAGCUUAUCAAACAGGCUGGUGAGAAAGUAGUAGUAUGUUAUGAAAGGCCUGUUGGCUAUAGUCAGCAGAAUUCAUUAGGACAAGAUACUUUUGUACAGUUGGAAGACACAGUAUUUGCAGAUGAGGACCCAAGUAGCACAUCAACAGAAUCUGAGACUGCAGAGUUGGAUUUACAGUAUGAGGAGCUAGCAAUUGUGUUAAGAUCUGAUGAAUCCAGAGAUGAUUCUUCAACAAGCCCCAAACAUACAUCCAUAUCAGCUACUGCUAAAUCUACUGGAACUGUAUCUCCAAUACUAAAUCGCAAGUUGUGUUCAGGAAACCAGUCUUCUGCAAAAGCAGUUUUCAAAGAUGGAAUCAAACAGUUGACACCCAAGAAUUCUGACUGUCUUGAUGUAGGCCAGCAAACAAGUAGACCUUCUCAGUCAGGUACAACAAAACCACCUGUACCACCAAGACCACAGAUUAAAACUGCUUUUCCUACUGAAAGUCAAAAUACGCUAGAGACGGGCGAUUUAUCUUCUGAAAAACCUGAGAGGCCACCACCUCCUGCAAAUAAUGGAGAUAAACCCUCAGAAAAGCUAACAAAACUUAGUGAUAUAGCAGAAGAAGCUACAGGAGCCAAACCAGUUACAAACAAACAAGAAGUAGUACGGGAAUCUCCAGACGAUUUACAAAGUCCCAAGGAAAAUACAGAGAACCAUGAUUCAUGGGAAUCGCCAGAAAUUCCUUAUCGCAAUCGAUUAGGUAAAUGGGCAAGGACAAAGGCAUCUUCUUACAUAUUUGAAGUAGAAAAACAUCACAAAUAUCUAAAUGUUGCCAUUUGGUGCAGAAACCCCUUCAAAUUAGGUGGACUUCUCUGUCUAGGACAUGAAAGUAUGCAACUUGAAGAGAUAGCUCUAGAUUGUAUAGCUACAUCCUCUAUGGAAUUCAUUAGGACAAUUAGAUUUAAUCCUCCUGCACCUAAAGCCACAGUGAGUAGAACUGCAUUGCGUAAUUUGACCUCGCACAAAGGUUUUAAUGAGAAGUUUUGUUAUGGUGAUAUUACUGUGCAUUUUAAAUAUUUAAGAGAGGGUGAACCAGAAGACUCAAGUUUUCUAAUGGAGAAAGAAAGGGAAUAUAUUUCAGAAGCAGCAGUUGCUCCUGUUCUCCUAAAAGAGGAUCCUUAUUUCGGGCAGAUAAUGUACAUUGAAAACAGGCAUCAGUUUCAAGAUACUCAGUUUCAGAAUCCAACUUGGUGUGACUACUGCAAAAAGAAAGUUUGGACAAAAGCAGCAUCACAGUGUAGAAUUUGUGCAUAUGUAUGCCACAAAAAAUGCCAAGAAAAAUGUCUAACUGACACACCACAUUGUUUAGGACCUUCCAGACGACUUGAGGGGCGUUCUAAAUCUGAAAGUCCAGAUUCUCAGUCCAUACCACCAUCUUCACGCACUGAUGGAGAAUUGAAAUCUGCAAACAAACCAACAGGCUUAACAAGACAUAUCAUAAAUACAAGCACUCGUUUGUUAAACCUUCGUCAAGUUCCUAAAACACGAUUUGCAGAGACAGGUUCAGAUACAGUUGAACCUUCACCAAAACAUACACCACAUACUUCUGAUAAUGAAGGUAGUGACACAGAAACUGGUGGUCCAAGUAGCCCUUCCAAACAAGCAUCUGGUACUGGGGUAAAGUUAGCAAGAAAAGAAGGAGGACUAGAUGAUAGUGUUUUCAUUGCUGUUAAAGAAAUUGGGCGAGACCUCUAUAGAAGUUUGCCCACAGAAGAAAGAAUUCAAAAAUUAGAAGUUAUGUUGGAAAAACUGCAAAAUGAAAUAGACCAGGAACUGGAGAACAAUAAUUCCCUCAUUAGAGAAGAGAAAGAAACAACAGAUGCAAGGAAAAAAAUGCUGUUUUCUGCUGCGUUGGCUAAAUCUGGCGAACGACUACAAGCCUUAACUCUCCUUAUGAUUCACUACAGAGCUGGCAUUGAAGAUAUAGAAGCUUUGGAAAAUACAAGUUUAGAGCUGGAAUCAAGAAAAGCAGACAAGUAUGAAAAUGACAAUAUUUUAACUGAAGAAAUAGAUCAAGAAGUAGAUCAAGAAGAUGAAAGCAGUGUACUGAUGUCACCAAUACUUGAAGCCCUAUUAAAAGACCAAGAAACAGUUGAUAUACCUGAUGAAUCUGUAGACUGAAAUUUACAGAUUUGACAUUGGGAAUGAUAAGCUGGUAAAAUACUUUGCACUUAGUCAAAAUCACAUCAAAUUCCUCAAAAUAUAAUUAAAAACUGGGUAUAAUGUACACAGACUAUUUCUCCACUGUUUUUUUUUUUUACCUGUGUAACAGUAUGGUCAAGAGUGUUCUUUUGAGCUGCAGAACCACUACUGCUUUUGUUCUAUUAGUUGGUCCAAAUUGUGUUAAACAAACAUCAUAGAAAUUUAUACUGGGAGAUUAUUGUUACCUUACUUGAACUUUUUCUAGUUACAUAUUCCUAAUAUUUCAUGCUGUUAAGGAUUGGGUUUUUUGUUAUUGUUUUUGUUCUUGCUAUGUCAUUAUAAAGUAAAACAGUUUUGAAUAUUUGCUGUCUGCCUAAAUGAAUCCUAGCAACUGAGAAACCAUGUUCUGCUUGGAUUCCAUUUUAUUAUUUGGUUCUUUGACAUAGGGGGAUUUUUUUUUUUGAAAAGUGGUAAAAGUUUUGUUUGUUCUUUUGCCAGUCAUGCAGUAUGGAAGCUACAUACCUUCAAUUUCAAUUAUUUAGUGAUUGCAUAUCAAGAUGCUUGCUUUCUAUACUUUUAUUUUCAGUCACACAUUUUGAAAACCUAGGAACCUUGCUCAAAUAUGGUUUUUAAUGUCCAGUAGGAUAACAAAGAGGGAUUGAGUUCUAAUGCAAUUUAAUUCAACAUUGUUGAAAUAGCCCUUUUAAUGAGCUCAAGUUUUUUUUUUCUUACAGUCCAUCAAUAUUAGUUUUGCAUAAAUAUAAUUUAUACCAAUGUUGCUCAGCAGUUCAUUGGGAAUGUGCCAGCAAAAGAUUUGUGUAGAUGUAAAACAGAUGGAAGCCUUACACUAGAACAUAUCAACCUUAAUAAUGCUUAUAAAUAUAUUUUAGAGAAAUUGCAACCGAGUUGCACUUAAGCAUUGUGUUUGCCACAGAAUCUGUGAUUUCAAAAAGGAUAAUAUUGUAAACACAAUUGUUUAAUUAACUUUCCAACAGUUGUGAUGCCAUCAAGCACAGGAAAAACUGUGGUGAAGUGCUCAACAUUUUUAUACAGCAUGCUCAACAGAAAUUAAUUUAACAAGCUCAAGAAAAAUUAAGAACUUUGCCAACUUCAUUUAAAUAUCCCAGCUUGUCAAUGUGAAAUUGUUUUGGGUUUGCAGUCUGUAUCUUAAGGCUUCAUCUUCCAAGUGCAUACUCAUUGUUUUAAGUACUGUACAAUAUUACUGAAUGAAGCAGAAAUGCCCAUGUAAAAAUGGGUAAUGCUAGCACAAUUAAAUCAGUCGUACUUUGAUUAGACAGGUUUAUGUUAUCGUGUUAAAUCUGGUUUUCAUUUACUAUAGGAUACAAAAAUAUGUUUUUAAACUUAGAAAUAACUUUUCCCUCACUUUUUAUAUAACCUUGCAAAAUAAUAGCUAAAUGAGGAAUAUAAUCCAUGCUAAAAAUGAUAAUAGUUCUACACCUUUUUAAAUUCCUGCUUUGUAAGAGAUAAUAUUUUCCAACAUUGUGGUAGAUCAAUACAAUGCUUAAUGAUUCUGUAUCUCAGAAUUGAUUUUCUAAGUUGCUUACCAGCAGAGGUGAUCUGGGAUGAAAGCUCCUUCAGUGUUUAGCCUAUUCCCAGGUUCUUUAAACACUUCUUGAUGUGCAGAAGCAACUGCAAAAAUAAUGUAGUAUUAGGUUUUCCAAAAUCACAUCUUAUAGCUUAUAAAUUAAUGAAAUGGGUAAGAAAGGUUGAGUAUGGAACUCUGCUAUGAUUGUAUAAUAUAAAUUAAACGUAGUGCAAUAUUCUAAAUGUUGCGUGGGAUAUGUUGUGGGCAAAAUAAUUGUAUGGUAGCAUUAAGGAACAUACAUACAAAUAACAACACUGAUCUUGAGGGGCAAACUGUAUUAACACAUUCCUAGUAUAUUCUUUGCUUCUGUGCUUUACUGUACAUAGCUAAAAAUAAAACAGGAUACCACUGAGAGCAAGAAUAUCUUGAUGUAGCGGUAUAUAACUAUUUGACAGUUGCACAUAUUUAUGGGAAGCCUGCUGAGAUGAUUGUCAGAUAUGAUUUUAUCAUGAAAACAAGCUUUAAUAAAACAUUUUUUAUAAA
Messenger RNA from Heteronotia binoei (common prickly gecko), 5995 nucleotides. RefSeq names its product PDZ domain containing 8 (gene PDZD8). Gene Ontology annotation, cellular component: mitochondria-associated endoplasmic reticulum membrane contact site. The record is from RefSeq and is a predicted model, not a curated record. Bases 418 to 3885 code for a protein of 1155 amino acids. Gene Ontology annotation, biological process: mitochondrial calcium ion homeostasis. Lineage: Eukaryota; Metazoa; Chordata; Lepidosauria; Squamata; Gekkonidae. Gene Ontology annotation, molecular function: lipid binding; protein binding. The transcript is spliced from 6 exons.